Messenger RNA from Lachancea mirantina, 2208 nucleotides. The record is from the annotation of a GenBank genome assembly. NCBI's taxonomy places the organism in Eukaryota, Fungi, Ascomycota, Saccharomycetes, Saccharomycetales, Saccharomycetaceae.
AUGUUCCACCGAUUUUCUGCUGCGCCGCCGGCGAAGCGGCGUCAACUGACCGGUGUGAGGAAUGAUCGCGCUAGCAAAAAGAACAACGACAAAAGGGACGCCGAUCUGGCCAUCAAACACACAAUUCUUCCUAUGACCAAGCGUCAUAAAAUCAGUAGAGCCUGCGAUCGCUGUCGCUUUCUUCGAAUCAAGUGUGACGAACAAAAGCCCUGUACACGGUGCGUCGCAAGCAACUUGGAAUGCAUCGUCUCGCACAAAGUUUCUGGCUCCCAGACCCAACACAAGGGCUUGGGGCUCGCGAGGGGCGAAACUCGCGAAGCCCGUGAUACUGGUAAAAUAGGCGAUGCUCAUAAAGCUGGGGAGAUCGGCAAAGUAGGUGAAGUCGACGAGAUCGGCGAACUGUUGUCGGCAAUAUCUCCGAGAGCCCCCAUGGACCCGGUCUCACAAUCCGACCAGCACAUAACCGGCUCUUCCUCUCAAACAAUGAAUACCCAGGACGAUGCUUGGAUGCCUACAACUUCACUGGAUGACGCUUAUAAAGAUAUUCUCGACAUAGGAGCUCGUGUGCAUGGUUUUUUCGCGAGUGGAGAAUUGGCCUUUUCGCAUCCCUCUGCUUUAACUGGCGGCCUUUUUCCGCAACCCCCAUACCCCACUAUCCCCGCGCUAGAACGCAAUCAGUAUUCGAGUUAUCUGUCUUCCGAUCAGCGAAAGCACUAUUUGCAACUUUUCUGGGACGUUAUUCAUCCACUCGUGCAGGUCCUGAGCAGCACGGAGUUUGCAGCGCUUGGCACUGUGCCGCUAUCGACCAGUACAGAUGAGUAUUCGACCACCAACGCUUUAGUUGACUCGAUGAUUGCUCUUGCAAUGCAACACAGCCAUACCACGGGACUUUCCAGCCGCAUACUAGGACUUCAGCAGCCGCUUUUCCGACAGUCUUACAGUGACACCGCUUCAGCAGCAGCCACUUGGCCCGGCUUUGAACAUUUUUACCGCUGUCGCGAGUGCAUGCGGACGAGCUCAGAUGUGACGCUGGAGGUGUUACGGUGCCACAUUUUCUUGGUCCUUUACCUCAUGAAGGCCUGUGCUUUUAAAGAUGCUUACAAUCUACUUGGGGUCACUGUUCGCAAGGCCUAUAGUGCCAAACUUCACCGAACGCCACCACAUCACUUAUCCGAUUGCGAAAAAACCGCUCGCAUGCAACUGUGGUGGAGCAUCUUUUCGCUAGACCUCACAUGCUCCUUACAACUGGACAUGCCCACGGCCAGCCAAAAAGGGCUAAUAAAAUGCCCUCUCACGACUCAAGAUGCUUUGACCCGAUAUCUUUCUUCUCCCACGCCGAACGAUAAGACCGAAGAGACUCACACAUACUCAAUCCUUUUCGUCAAUCUCGCUACCAUUGUGGCUGACAUUAGUGCAUGCGUAUCGACCACAGAUCUUGUGGAUGGCGACUGCAGCAGUCGAACGGCUCUUGAAGAACAUGCUUUGAGCCUUUCAUCUGCUUUUGACAAACUAGAAAUCUGGCAUAAUGGGCUACCUUUCAAGCCAUCAAUUAAUCGAUCUGAUGGUGACAUAACUGAACCCGAGUUGCGUGACAUUCGAGGCUUUCUAGCUUUACCCACUUCAUUGGCACGGAAAGCGGUGCUUUUAGAGCUUCACUACCAUAACGCUUACACACUAAUACAGAGGCCCUUUAUCCGCCUCCGCUAUGCCCAAGCGAGAAUUGGCUGCAGUCCAGAAAUUUUGCAAGACUCGCAACAGCCAAACGUAGUGCUGCACAUCAAGAGCGCUCUCUGUCACGCGUCCGCGAUUGUUGACUUGGUCUUCUCCGUUUGUUCGAGCUGUGAUGUGCUAUACGGCUGGUCAGAAAUCGUGCAGCCUCUUUGGAAUGCCUCAAUGGCGAUCAUCUCCUUCAUCUAUUCGAAUUCUUCCACCCCUGAAGCUCAAAAGGCAUUAGCUUCGCUUUCGCGCGCUCAGAUCAUUUUCGAGCUUUUUUCGUCAACGUGUUGGACUGCGAAUUCUGCGAAGGAAAUUGUCAAAUCGCUUUAUGUGAGUUUACAAAACGUUGUAAAGAAGGUAUCGUCAGCAGCUAUCAAUAACGAACCCACAGGCUGGGAUCUUUUUGCAUCAUUACUAAAAAAACAUCAGCCUACGUCAUCGAAGGCUCAAAACACACUUUCGUCGCUGGGUCCUCAGGAGAAAUUUCAUUGA